Molecule: messenger RNA, 1266 nt
Organism: Cylindrotheca closterium
Lineage: Eukaryota; Bacillariophyta; Bacillariophyceae; Bacillariales; Bacillariaceae
Source: the annotation of a GenBank genome assembly
AUGUCACAAAAGGAUGGAGUAAAAAAGCACGAACUUCAUGCACUGUCGGGCGCCUAUGACACUUAUCUAGAACACGAUGAAUCAGAGAAGAAUCAUUUCGACGACGUUUGCCGAGCGUUUCGACAACAUGCUACAUUUGUCAUGUCACAGUGGGCCAAUCAUCAGUUUCGUCUUCACGCACUGCCACAAUCUCAACGAGAUCUCUUACCGGACGCCUUGAAGCACGGAACUCCCGAUUUCAAUAAACGGGCCUCUCACUACAAGGAUGCUGCAAUCAGAAAUCAGUUUUGCUUCGACUGUAUGUUGAGGCAUGCUGGAGUGCCACAUUCUCAACAGCAGGUCACUCCGAUAACCAAAGUGCCAUCAGAUGAACAAAUGUCCAAAAUUACUUCCGUCCUCAAAAGUUUGGCGCGGGAUUGGUCCGCAGAAGGAAAAAGGGAGCGAGAUAUGGCAUAUGUCCCUAUAAUCGAACAGAUCAAAAAGUACAUGCCACUGUCAGACUUGUUGCCCCAUGAUCGACCUACGAUUGCUGUCCCUGGAGCUGGCGUUGGUCGACUAGCUUUUGAAUUGACCAAAUUAGGCUAUGCCGUCCAAGGAAACGAAUUCAGCUUGUACAUGCUCCUUGCGUCAGACUUUAUGCUGAAUGGAGGCAUUGCUACACCUGAUAGACCACUGAGAAUAUCGCCCUGGAUUUUGGAAUCUCGCAACUCCCAUUCGUCUGCCGAUCGGUGUCGGUCCAUUCCCAUUCCUGACGUGGACCCUACGACGCUUUUGAAUUCUGGAGGGAAUGCCAUGCCACCAAUAUUUUCCAUGGCAGCUGGCGAUUUUGUUUCCAUUUACAGUAAUCCCAGUGAAGCCGGCAAGUGGGACUGUGUCUGCUCCUGUUUCUUCAUGGAUGCCUGUCCAAACAUUGUGGAAAUACUACAGAUUAUACACAAAAUGCUCAAACCAGGUGGCUAUCUCAUGAAUUUUGGACCUUUGUUGUACCACUGGUCAGGUCCACCAAUGCGACCUGACGAUGAGUCUCCGGAUGCCUACCACUCUCGCUUUCAACACUUGGACGACCGAUAUCUGAAGAGUGUCGACCUUUCCUAUGAGGAUGUUAAGGAAACCAUGAUGAAGGUGGGAUUUGAAGUUGUGGAGGAGCACGUUGGUAUGGAGAGUCUUUAUACGGCAGAUGAACGGUCCAUGCAAAGUACCAUGUACAACUGUGUCAAUUUUGUGGCAAGGAAACGACGAUCCGAGUACGUGAAGCAGGAGCUAUGA